This is a messenger RNA of Epinephelus moara (kelp grouper), 3735 nucleotides long. RefSeq names its product solute carrier family 39 member 4 (gene slc39a4). The transcript is spliced from 12 exons. The record is from RefSeq and is a predicted model, not a curated record. Gene Ontology annotation, biological process: intracellular zinc ion homeostasis; zinc ion import across plasma membrane. The coding region runs from base 532 to 2637 and encodes 701 amino acids. Gene Ontology annotation, molecular function: zinc ion transmembrane transporter activity. Gene Ontology annotation, cellular component: membrane. NCBI's taxonomy places the organism in Eukaryota, Metazoa, Chordata, Actinopteri, Perciformes, Serranidae.
ACGUAAAUGCACCCAAACUACAGUGGAGAUUAGUAAAUUAGAGGUUUUUAAUCCAUAUGGUAUGAGCCCCAUGUCCCUUUUUGAUAAAUGUGUGCAGAAGCUAAUUAUAUGGCUAGCUUUUGAUAUUUUCACCAAUACAAAGACCUUUGUAUCAAUUAACACUGACAAAUUAACAUUCAAUUUUUAUUGUAUUUUGUUUUUGUUUUCUUUUCUUUUGUUUUUGGCCCCAGCCAACACGGAAAAAAACAAAUCUGAUCGUCUACAUGAAGGCAUGUUGAAGAGGCCUUCUCUGUACAGGUGACAAAGAGUUUAAUCGUCAGCGCUAGCCACCUCUCAGCCAAUCACAAUCCAGGUCCAGUGAAGGUGCAGUGGUUUUAAAACAGAUAAAAGGUGUGAGCUGAGCUCUGUACAGCUCAAUGUCACUGUGAAAUACCUUAGCACUGUAUAAGCUGCUAUCUGCCGAUUGUGUUCCUUUUUUCCUUUUUAAUUGAUCCAUUUUUACACAAAAAGUUUUUAAAGUAAAGUUUGAAGAUGUUUUUCUCCGGGCUGCUGAUUCUUGCCAGUUUGGGUUUGUUCGGUUCCGUUGCGGUGUCUCCCGGUGUGGAGGACGCGUACAGGGCUGUGCUCAGCAUUGUGGCUCCUGGACAGCAGUAUCUGACCACGGAGUCCCUCGGCUCUGUCUUUAAUACACUGGAGAAACGUGUGCAAUGCGGCGAAGUGUCGUGUGAAAAGUGUGAUCUAACAGAUGCUGUUCACCAGCUGAUCAGCAACUACUCCACCCAUGGACAGGAUGAAACUGGAAAAGGCAGAAAAAACAUAACUAUAAGUUCAUCUCAAUUCACCGCCCUCGCUGCUGGAUGCAUCCUGUACGUCUCAUCUCCUGGUCUGGUCUGCACCUCAGUGAGGCAGGGGAGGUGGGGACAGGAGGCUGAACAAUUCGUACAUAAAAUCACACAUCAGGGGCCGCACCAGGACCAUGAGCACGACCACGACCACAACCAUGACCAUGAGCACGACCAUGAGCACAUAGAUGUUCAUGAGUUAAAAGUGCUGCUUCAAGAGCUUCAGGAGCACUAUGAGCCCUCAGACAAAGAGAGCUGUGUAUCAGCCAGCGACAUCAUGGCAGAGGUUAGCACAUCAUCACCAGACCAGGGACAGGAAGUGGGUGCAGUUUUGGGCCGAGUUCUGUAUCACGCCUUGAAGGGUCACUGCUUCAGCCCCUCCCUCCCUGAGGAGAGCUUCUUCCUGAACUACAUCUUGGACCAUCUGGGGUCAGAGAAUUUCACCAUUGAGGAUUUGGAGACUCUCAUGACGAGUCUGAACCUCGGACCUGACCACGGACAUGGACACGAACACCAGGAAGAUGAACACGCUGAUCACGAUCAUAGUGGUUUGAGACGGAGGAAGAGAAGCAGCCAUGAACAUCAUGAGGGUCAUGAAGAAAAUACCACCUGGGAUCAGGUCUGUUUCUCAGCUGAAGAGCUGGUCCUGAUCUACGGUCUUGCAGACAACAGCUCUAGCCUAGGUCGGUCCAACUUGGCCCGGCUCAGCCCUGCGCUCAUCCAGCAGAUCCUGAGUGGAGUAUGUGCAGACAUCACAGAACCACCAAUAUCAGAUGGGCUCACCGAGAGUGAGAGAUACAUCUAUGCAACCAUUGCCAAUACUUUGAUAACACUGACAUCCCUGUUUGGCAUUGUGGUGCUGCUGUGUACCUCCUGCACCAGUGUGUUCCAGUUGUGUAUCCAGUUUUGCAUCAGCCUGGCAGUAGGUUCAUUGACUGGAGAUGCCUUACUGCACCUGAUACCCAUGUUUCUAGGUUUACAUGUGCACUCAGACAACACCGGCGACCAGACGCACUCACAUGACCAUCACCAGGAAGAAACUCCAGACCACAUUUACAAGAUUUUGGUUAUGAUUGGGGGGAUCUAUUACUUUUAUCUGAUGGAGACGAUCUUCUCUCUGAUUGCAUAUAAAGAAAGUCAUCACCAUCAUCAACAUCAUCAUGGGGAAGACUCAGAGCCUCACCACUGUGACCAUGGGAGGGUUUUAGAGAUGUAUCAACAGGAGAGGGAAAAAAAAGAGAAGUCACAGUCAGCGCUAAGAGUAGACCUGGUUGACUGUGAAGACAAUGAUAAACCACUUUCAGAGUCAAAAGGCCGCACCAGACAACAGCGCCUGCUGCCUUAUAUGAUAACCAUUGGUGACGGGAUCCACAAUUUUGCAGAUGGAUUAGCGAUAGGCGCAGCUUUCUCCCUGUCAUGGAAGUCUGGUCUGGCCACAUCACUGGCUGUGCUCUGCCAUGAACUACCACAUGAACUGGGUGAUUUUGCCAUUUUGCUCCACAGUGGUAUGUCUGUCCGCAAGGCGUUGCUUUUAAAUAUUGGCAGUGCCAUGACCUCAUUUAUCGGUCUGUACAUCGCUCUGUCUGUGGCCACUGACCUUGCCACCAAACAGUGGAUAGCUGCCAUUACUGCAGGGCUCUUCUUGUAUGUGGGUCUGGCUGAUAUGCUCCCCACUAUGGUCCACAUCAGCAACAAGAGUCCCUGGAAGAUGUUUUUUCUGCAGAACAUCGGCCUUCUGAGCGGGUGGGGUAUUCUGUUGUUGAUGUCACUUUAUGAGGAGAGAAUCAACUUUUAAAAUAUGGACAGUCAAGACUCACUUAAGUCUAUUGGUUUAACCUAUGCAGAUUGUAAAAUCUUUGAAUGACAUUCUCAGUAACAUGAUUGGGUGUGUAAGGUUGGUCGAGCGGUGAAGGCAAAAGGAAGAGGACUUUAAACUGUUCAACAGUCCAAUUUUUUUAUUUCCCUUUUUUUUCCAGCAGUGGGUUAGGUGCAGCAAUAUGUACAGUGCAGUUCAGCUGGCCAAAACUGAAGAAAAACUAAAACAAAAAUCAACUCUGCACCGGGCUAUGCCCCCUUUAAGUUUGGGCCCCUGGCAGUAACAGCCGCUGUGGCCGGCUUGCUAGACAGAUCUCAGAAACUCGAGAGAAGCUUCCAACUCCUGCAUAUAUAGACAGUAGCUCCUCCUACACAUGGGAAAUACAAUUAAUAAAUCAAUCAACAAUCAGCAGUGAUUAAUUCAUACUCUUCAGACUACUUUUUAUAAGCCAACAGUGAAAAACAUUGCUACACACUCCAAAAGAGUAAAAAUGUUCCUAAACUGCUCAAAAUCAACACUUGCACAAAUAUCUCCCCAAAACUCCCCCUCAUCCAUACUACACUUGGCACAUUCCCCCAGGAACUUGACUAUAAAAGGAAUCCAAAUGGGCGGGGUCUGGUUUGGCAGUUCCUGAGUCCAAACCAGAGGUUGGCCAAGUGCAGUCUAGAGGAGAGGUGAGACACACAAAAGAAUUAGUCAAAUAAAGAGAUUUAAAACCACAAUAUUGUCAGACUUUUCUUCCUGACUUCAUGUAAAUGUGCCUGUGACACUGAAGCACCAAAACAACUACACACCUACAACUACCAGGUUUCAACCUUAAUUGUGCUAAUUACCAACCCCAGACACCUGCCGGCUAGAUGGUGUGUGAAAGUGCCUGGAGGUGGACAAGCAUUGUGUGUGUUUGUCUUUUACCAUUAGAGGUCACAGGGCAUCCCCGUGACAGGGUGUUUAUGGGCUUACUCAUAAAUAGCCACGAUAAGACCCCUGGAGUAAAAAGCCUUAACGAGAAAAUUCACCAUCUUUUAUGUUGAUGUCCAAUCAGUGUUGAUGGUAAAUAUAGUUAACAGAUGCAAUUAA